UCUAUUCAAAUGGCAUUAUAAAAAAUAUAUAUAUGGGACCAACUAGCAGUAUGGUUCCUCUCCUAGCUAGUCCUACAUAAUCAACACCAGGAGGACCUCUCAAAGAUUCUACAAAGACCCCUGUCCGGGAAGGAGCAUCAAGAAAUUAAAGAAAGAGAGAAGAAGAAGGAAGAAGAGAGAGAGAGAGAGAGAGAGAGUUGCAGUAUCAGAAGAAGGCAUGAAUAGAGGUCAUCUUCUUCAUCAGAGCUCACCGGUGCAGCAAAUGAUGGCCAAUCCUAACUGGUGGAACAUCAAUAUUAACACCAUGCGACCUCAACAACCUUCUCCUUUCUUGUCCUCUCCCUCCAAUUUUCUACCCAAUCAUCAGCAACUUCCUUCUUGGCAACAUGACCUCAACAAUCAACAACAGUUUCCUGACUCAUGGACCCAACUUCUCAUGGCUGGAUCGGUGGCUGAAGAAGAUAGAGGAGGUAUGGGUCAGUUUCAGGCACCGAAUGCUGCUCUCGUGGAUAUUAAGCAAGAAAGUUCAGUGAACAGCUAUGGCUAUGGACAUGGAAGCAGCGAAGAAUUUCAAGCAGUGAAACCUGCAGGUUGGCCUCAAAUGGUAGUACCAGCUUCUUCCCCGAAGUCCUGUGUCACAAGUUUCAGCAGCAAUAUGUUGGAUUUCUCUAACAAUCAAACCGAUGCUAAGCCGUCUCUGCCAGAUCCAUCUUCUGAGUGCAACAGCAGUGCAAGUGGUGGGGCAGUGAAGAAGGCUAGGGUUCAAGCUUCCUCUGGAGCUCAGUCCACCUUCAAGGUUAGGAAGGAGAAGCUGGGUGACAGAAUCACAGCCCUUCAUCAGCUAGUUUCUCCAUUUGGGAAGACUGACACAGCGUCUGUGCUGUUAGAAGCUAUUGGGUAUAUCAGAUUCCUUCAGAGUCAGAUCGAGGCUCUCAGCUUACCAUACUUGGGCAAUACUGCUUCAUCAAACAUCAGGCACCAACAACAACAAUCUGCAGUUCAAGGAGAGAAUAAUUGUAUAUUCCCUGAAGACCCUGGUCAGCUUCUGCAUGAAAACAGCUUGAAGAGGAAAGCGCCUGGCAGUAAUCAGCAGGAAUCAAGAGAAGAAAGGAAGAAGGACCUGAGAAGUAGAGGGUUGUGUCUGGUUCCAGUGUCGUGCACAAUGCAAGUUGGGAGUGACAAUGGAGCAGACUAUUGGGCUCCUGCACUAGGCGCAGGGUUUCGAUAGAUCAAAACUUCGCCAUUAAAGAAGAAGAAGAAGAAGAAGAAGACAGAUGGAUGAUGCCAAUUAAUUGAAGGAAAAGAGAUACCAUCAUGAGCAGUCAAUCUGCUCUAAGACUUUCCAAGGCUGAUUGCUCAUGAUGCUAUACUCUUUCGUCCUCAAUAAAACUUCUAGCUAGCUAGCUUGCGUGCUCAUCUGCUGUCCUCAAUUGAUUCAUUCCCACUUUUCCUGCAAUCCCUUGCUUCCUCCUAAUUAUUAUUGUUAAUUAACACUAGUUUUCUUCGUCUAUUAUUGUUCAUGCACGCAAAUCCAUCUCAGCUUUCUUUGUUAUUAUUUCCCUUAAUUAGCUUCAACGAUAUAUAUGGUGCUAUGUAUAUCGGUCUAUCCUAUCAAGAUUUUAAUUAUUUGUAUCAUCAAUCAUCAAUCAUCUGAUGAAUGCCAAGCUCCAUUAACUGCA
Messenger RNA from Neltuma alba, 1679 nucleotides. RefSeq names its product transcription factor bHLH68. NCBI's taxonomy places the organism in Eukaryota, Viridiplantae, Streptophyta, Magnoliopsida, Fabales, Fabaceae. The record is from RefSeq and is a predicted model, not a curated record. Gene Ontology annotation, molecular function: protein dimerization activity; DNA-binding transcription factor activity, RNA polymerase II-specific; RNA polymerase II cis-regulatory region sequence-specific DNA binding. Bases 218 to 1228 code for a protein of 336 amino acids. Gene Ontology annotation, biological process: regulation of transcription by RNA polymerase II. The transcript is spliced from 9 exons. Gene Ontology annotation, cellular component: nucleus.